Molecule: messenger RNA, 2575 nt
Organism: Aspergillus pseudonomiae
Lineage: Eukaryota; Fungi; Ascomycota; Eurotiomycetes; Eurotiales; Aspergillaceae
Product: ferric reductase family protein
Exons: 3
Coding region: 322-2100 (592 amino acids)
Biological process (GO): iron ion transport; copper ion import; intracellular iron ion homeostasis
Cellular component (GO): plasma membrane
Molecular function (GO): ferric-chelate reductase activity
Source: RefSeq, a predicted model, not a curated record
UGCCUGGCGUAAAGAGGAGAUUGCUGGACGCUAACAAGGCCAUUGUCUUCUAUUCAUUCCCUGGGCCUUCACAACAAUAGGCAUCUCGUAUCGCAUCAUAAAUCCCUGGAUUUCUUGUCGCCCACUUGCUACUGAUCAUCACGUCGUGGCUUGUAUGACGAGUUAGCUGGACGUCUUUCCCUCGUCGAUUGCGGAUUCGGGUAUCUCUAUCUGCUGAGCUGGUCUCGCAUCAAUUUCCAAGUCUUCAAGUUCGUCUGUUGACCAUAGAGUCUUCUUUCGUUUAUUUUCGUUGCUUCGGUUUAGGGAAGCCUCUUGGUAACCAUGAGUUACCUACUUUUCUGUCUGUCCCUGGUAGGACUUUCUUCCGCAACUGUUCUCGACAAGCGUGGUGGCGAUUGGGCGAUCUACGAGAUUGUCAACGAUGACCUCGCGCGCAUCUCGCUCAUGGUUCUCGGCCUUAUGGCAGCGUUCAUCUAUGUCUGGAAGAUGGGAUUCCGGAUCUCGCACCAUUUGCGACGAUUAGCAAGUUUCAAUAACUCAGGACAGCGCUACUUCAGAUCACCCCAUGAAACCCUCUCGUUUGUGAAAAACCAUGUCAUCUAUGCGCCAUUGCUUCGCACUCGCCAUAAUCGGGAAUUUCAGCUGUCACGCGCUGUCAACAUGGGCACCUUACCUAGUCGCUUUCAUGCCUUUAUCCUUAUCGGCAUCAUCGCCAUGAACGUGACCGUUUGCGUUGUGACUGUUCCUUACCAGAAGGAGGAGAAUUCUGUCGCCGGUGUCAUCCGAAACCGCACCGGCACCAUGGCCACAGUGAACAUGAUCCCUCUCGUGCUGCUGGCCGGCAGAAACAAUCCCCUGAUCAAACUGCUCGAGGUACCCUUCGACACUUACAAUCUGAUCCACCGCUGGCUUGCCCGGAUCGUCGUCUGUGAGACUCUUGCCCAUGUCUUCGCUUGGGCUAUUCCCAAGGCUCAGAAAAUCGGCUGGAGUGCCGUUGGGCAGGCUCUUGGACACAGCAAUUUCCUCCUGGUCGGCUUGAUUGCUACAUGUGCAUUUGUGGGUCUCGUGGUGCAUUCCCCCUCUCCCAUCCGCCACGCAUUCUAUGAAACUUUCCUCCACCUGCACAUUAUCAUGGCUGCGCUCUCCAUGGGCUUCCUGUGGGUUCAUCUUAAUGGGCUUCCGGCGCAGACAUACUUGCUCGUUGCCAUCAUUUUCUGGGCUCUCGAGCGAGCUUCGAGACUUGCCAUCCUUUUGUACCGCAACUGUGGCAGGAAAUCCACUACGGCCUUGGUGGAGGCCCUUCCUGGGGACGCCAUGAGAAUCACACUGAGGAUGGCGCGGCCUUGGACCUUCAAGCCGGGCCAGCACAUCUAUCUGUACAUUCCUACCGUUGGAUGGUGGUCUUCGCACCCGUUCUCCGUCGGUUGGAGCGAAGCGGAAGAGCUCGUUAGUGAUGAGAAGGGACUUCCCGUGACUCGGCAAGAUAUGUUCGGCAAAAAGCACACCAGCUUAUCCCUGCUGGUUCGUCGUCGGACCGGCUUUACUGACAAGCUGUUCCAACGGGCCCUGAGCUCUCCCAACAGUCAAGUCACGUUGCGAGCUUUCGCCGAGGGACCGUAUGGCAGUAUUCAUUCCAUGGACUCCUACGGUACAGUUGUUCUGUUUGCAGGCGGUGUUGGAAUCACCCACCAAGUACCAUUUGUGCGCCACCUGGUCCAGGGGUAUGCAGAGGGCACCGUUGCAGCACGUCGCGUGACUCUUGUCUGGAUCAUUCAAUCCCCAGAACACCUCGAGUGGAUUCGCCCAUGGAUGACCAGCAUCUUGGCCAUGGAUCGCCGCCGAGAGGUUCUGCGUAUCAUGUUGUUCGUCACCCGUCCCCGCAACACAAAAGAAAUCCAAAGCCCAAGCUCCACCGUUCAGAUGUUCCCCGGCCGACCAAACAUCGACACUCUUAUCGGAAUGGAGGUUGAAUCCCAAGUGGGUGCCAUGGGUGUGCUUGUUUGUGGAAAUGGUGGUCUUAGUGACGACGUCCGGCGAGUCUGCCGCAAGCGACAGAACCAAACGCAGGUCGACUACAUCGAGGAAAGUUUCACAUGGUAGAUACACAAAAUGGCUGAGUAGAGUCUCGUGUGUUCUGCCCGUUCCUUUUCUUACAUCUUCCGUUUCUACCUUCUCUGCAGACAUACGUGGGGAAUUCUUUUAGGGUAUAUACACACAAAAAAAAAUAUGUAUCUUCGUUCGUGGCUGGUUACUUUUAUUGGCGAUAGGGUGGUAUAUACGGUGUGGUUGUGUUUUUGACGUAGCAUUUUGUUUUUCAACUGCUCUUCUCAAUGUCAGUGUAGCCGUUCAUUAGACUCUAGAUCUGUGCCUUAGUUCCCGCUGUAACUUGCGCUUGCAGUGCAUGACUAGUGCUUACCUAUCUGCGAGCUUCCUCCGAAGGUGCUGGAACUGUUAUGCGGAACGAAGCUCUUGAUAAUUCCGCUGAUUACGUUGUGGGGAACUUAUCUUAUCACAAUCAGUCUUUAAUGAUUCCUUAGCUGCAGUAGCAGAAUUUACCUUAGAUAUUUAUUAACUC